UGCUCUCCACUUCCUCUCCCCUCCAUUGCAGAGGAGGGGAAAACCCCAACUCCACCACCCAACCACCCACCACUUCCACCACCUCCGCGCCGCCUCCUUCGGAUACUUUUGCUGCUCGGCCCGCGCGUCCACUCUUCCUAGUCCUUCGCAGCUGCUACUCCACAGCCGUACUGCACACAACUUGGGUUCCAACCAAACCAAACUGCCUUCUCGGUUGCAUCGCUCGCGCCGUCGCUUCCGCAACUUCGCAUUUCCGAUCGGAGCUAGCUAAUCUUCUCCUUUAUGAACCAAUUGUCAGCACAACAAUGGGCGGCGAAAGUGGCUUGAUUGGUCGGCUGCAGGAGAGUGAUAGCAUGAGUGCUGCUGCUGGUUAUGAAGAAGGCAGUGAGGAAGAAGAACCAUAUGAAUAUGAAUUCUAUGGUGACGAUGAUGAUGAGCCACAGGAUGUGGAGCACUGUGAUGGUACUGCUCUGCCUGAAGAUGAGGGUUCUAGUGAUUUCAAACUAGAGCUUUGCAGUGAUGAAGGCGGCGGCAAGUGUGGCUCAUCUCAUCCAGUUGGCAGGAAGCAGCUGUAUGAGGCUAAGCCAUGUCAUGGUCUGAUGGCUGACGAAGAUGAAUUUGUUGAGAAGAAGUCCAACUAUUUGCAACCUUUGGAACAGGGACAAAGUAAGAAAGAGCUGAAACAAGUGCUAAGGCACAGCAACUCUGUGCAGAAGGAGGUAUCAGUGCCCAAAGAAAAGGAAAUAGUGCCGUUCAAAAAACGGUUAUCUGUCAAGUUUGCUGCUGAUGUAUCUUGUUAUACAUACAGUACUGAAAGUUUUGCCGCUGCUACCUUAGAGAAAAGGAAAGCUCAAUCUGAUGACCAGGACAAGCACCUGUGUAAGAGACAAGAACACUCAUUUUCCUCACCCCAUGAUGGGGAAAAGCUGAAAGAAUGGGAUGACACUAAUUUGUUUGUAGGUAACCUACCACCUUCCGUGGCUUCUCACAAGCUCAUCGGACUAUUUCUACCAUUUGGAAGAAUUGUUAGAUCAAGAGUUGUGGAUGAUUGUUUCACUGGUGUGAGCAAGGGAUAUGGCUUUGUGAAGUAUGCUGAUCCCCGUUGUGCUGCUGAAGCUAUUAAAUGCAUGAAUGGACGCAUGAUCGAGGGGAAAAUGCUAGUGGUCAGAGUGGCUAAUGCUUCAUCAUCAGGAUCCAAUCCAUCUGUUCAUGCUUUAUCAGAGACUGCUCAUCCGCCAACAAAAGAAAUGGACACAAGUAACCUGUUUGUCCGCAACCUUCCCUUGCUCAUGAAUAAGGACAAAUUGCUCGAUCUUUUUGUACCUUAUGGGCAAGUCACUAGUGCAAAGGUAGCCAUGGAUUACACGACAGGAUUAAGUAAAGGAUAUGGCUUUGUGAAGUUCUCUGAUGCCCACGAUGCAGCACUUGCUGUUAUGCAGUUGAACGGACAUCUGAUUGAGGGGAGGAAGAUAGAGGUUCUAGUAUCUGGUAUGCCUCCUAGACCAUCAAGCUCACCUGUGGAAUCACAUGCUGAAAAUAGGACCCUCAGAGACAUUGACAUGUCUAAUCUAUAUGUCUGUAACAUCCCCUCAUCCAUGAGCACUGCCAAGUUGGUGGAGCUUUUCCUGCCAUUUGGUAAGAUCACCCAUGCGCGAGUGGCGGAACAAACCAAUAACUCAAGUAGAGGAUACGGAUUUGUCAAAUUUGCUGAUUCCCAUUGUGCUGCCGAGGCAAUUGCAUUGAUGAAUGGAGCACUGAUUGAAGGGGAAGCCAUCUUGGUCAGAGUUGCUGGUCUUUCUCCAUCAGAGUCCAGCUCAGUUUCGCAGCAUCCACGACACUUGGUAACAAAUAUCUCUCCAGAAAUCAAAAAGUGUAGACUUUACGUCACCAACCUUCCGCAGUCCAUUACUGCUGACAAGCUUGUUAGUCUUUUCAUACCCUUUGGUCAGAUUGACAGAGUGGUGAUGAAUGUGGAGUAUAGUCUUGUGAUAUAUGCAGAUACAAACUCAGCAACCAAGGCUGUAAAGCACAUGGAUGGGUAUCUGAUUGAAGGAAAGAGGCUAGUAGUCAAGGGAUCAGAGCCUUGUCCAGUCAAUGCAGUAGACUCUGGUUGUUCGCAGUCAGGUAGCAAGUUCGUAAAAGAAAUAGACAUGGCCAAUCUGUAUGUUGGCAGAGUUCCAUCAGCUGUGACCUGUGAUCAACUGGUGCAGCUUUUUUGCCCAUAUGGAGAAAUUGUUCAAGCUAAGAAGUUUGAUGAACCUGGGUAUGGCAUGAUUAGGUAUGCUAAUGCUUCUUCUGCUGCUGCUGCACUCCAACAUUUGGAUGGUUACCAGAUUGGAGGAAGCACCCUAGCUGUGAGAGUAGCCAGGCUUCCUGCAGAAUCUGAUGCAGCCACAAAUGUGCACAAACAAAUUGACAUGACUAACCUAUACGUGUGCCACCUCCCACCAUAUGUCACUACUGAGAAGCUGAUGGAACUUUUCCUGCCGUGUGGUCAAAUCACUCAAGCGAAAGUAGUUGUGGAUAAGUUCACUGGUGUCAGCAAGGGAUUUGGAUUUGUCAAAUUUGCCGAUGCUUACUCUGCUGCUGUUGCGAUUACUCACAUGAAUGGUUACCCAUUGGAGGGGCAUGUGUUGUCGGUUAGAAUUGCAGGUGUUCAGCCGAGUGAUAUGGUCAGCUACAUGGCACAUUUCUACUCCUACUUCACUUCCCCUGAUCCCUCGAGUAUGGCUGUUGGGAUCCCAACAUCACACUGGCCAUACUAUUAUGGUGAAUCCGCAUACACCCCAUACUAUUAUGGAUCCUCGUACAACACGCCAACCGUGUACCAGGGACAAGGCAGUGAAUCUGGAACUGCUGCUGAUCAAACAUCUCAGCCGGAAGGCCCGCCUGGAUCUGAACCGGUCCGUUCAUCUUCUGUGUCACACUCUGUUGCUUCUGAUCCUUCUCAGUUGGAAGGUUGGACGUGUCCACCUGGCAUUGAGCCCCAUGCUGUUGCGACGAAAGAUGCGCCUGUGUGGACUGGUCCACCUGGCUUUGAGCCUCCUGCUGUAGCCAAGAAAGAUGCAACUGUGUGGAGUGGUCCACCUGGCUUUGAGCCUCAUGCUAUUCCCAAGAAAGAUGCCCCUGUGAUGAAUCCUUCUCAAGCUUGCUCAAAGGUUCAUUUGGCACAUUCAGGUGGGAGCAAGAAAGGAGGUUCGGUUGUCUAACUUAACAAUCAUCUUCAUCAGGCUACCUGUAGUUUGAUAUAAAUUAGCAGGUUGCUCUUCAGAUAAAUGUGGUUUGCAGCACUUCAAUUAGACUACAGUUCUCCCUCAUGGAAGAAACUGUAUCCUAACCUUAGUAGCUUACUUAAGUACUUAGAUUAUGGUUGUUGGAAAACAAUGUUAGUGGAGUUUGGGGUUUUUACAGAGAAUGGCAUCUUUGCAUGGUUGCUUACUUGCUUAUGGUGCCAACUGCCAAGUGAUGACCAAUCGAGUUUAUAAUUUAGAUUCUUGAAUGAAGUUAAAUGUUA
Panicum virgatum (switchgrass) is the source of this 3514-nucleotide messenger RNA. RefSeq names its product polyadenylate-binding protein 4-like. Gene Ontology annotation, cellular component: ribonucleoprotein complex; nucleus; cytosol. Gene Ontology annotation, molecular function: poly(A) binding; poly(U) RNA binding; mRNA 3'-UTR binding. Lineage: Eukaryota; Viridiplantae; Streptophyta; Magnoliopsida; Poales; Poaceae. The transcript is spliced from 2 exons. The record is from RefSeq and is a predicted model, not a curated record. Bases 306 to 3209 code for a protein of 967 amino acids.